Molecule: messenger RNA, 4459 nt
Organism: Pseudomyrmex gracilis
Lineage: Eukaryota; Metazoa; Arthropoda; Insecta; Hymenoptera; Formicidae
Exons: 14
Coding region: 360-4319 (1319 amino acids)
Source: RefSeq, a predicted model, not a curated record
GAGAUAUCUACAUAUGGGGAUGAUUGUAUAAGAAAAACGUGCUGUUACUUGAUAAGAGUAACCUAAAUGCUGAAUGAUAAGAAUUCAAGGUGUGGCGACUGCGCUAUAACAAUUUGUUCCGAGAACGUUUACGCUAAAUUGGCUGUAGAAAAUAUUAUAUCACAACAAAUUUGUGCUUUCACAUAGUAUCCAUUCUUCGAAAAUCGCGAGUCGCCACGUGCUUACGCACAGCUGAUCGAAAGAAGUUCGUCGUAUAUUGCUGUCUUGCGCAUAGAAGCAUACACUGUAGUUUUAUCUGUGCGCAGUAGCAACCAAAAACGCUUGUCACUUUGAAUCACGUAUGACCUUUAAAUGUUUGAAUGACUUUCACUUCUUUUUCGUAUUGUGGGUGCGUUCGCUUUGGACGCUUAUGCGCUUUAAGCGUCAGUCCGUCUUUAUUGUUCUUUAAAACAGACAGACUGACACUGGAAGAGCGUAAGCGCCCAAGACGAACGGCACCUUAUGUCGUCAAGCGAGAAUCUCACACGCAGUUGGAAUUUUGUUUUUGUCGUAUUAAAAUGUCUUUGCCAAAAUUAACACGGACGUUACGUCAACGCAAAACAUUGACGAAGACGGAAUCAAGAUCGAAGCCGUUCGGAUUUUGUUGUUCCGUGGGACGCUUCGAUCCUCUCGCGCGUUACGAUCAACGUUCGUCGCCGUACAAAUCGUCGCUCCCGGCGAUAACUUCCGUGCACGAAUGUCCGGUGUCGAAGAUGCGAGUGCAAUUUCACGCGUUAUCCCGAUCUGGCCGAAACAAGGGAAGACCGAUAAGGAUCAAACCGCCGGAGACAGGAGAUCAACAGCGAUCCAACAAGAUCGCCAGAUUAAUGUAUAUGAAUAAGAUCGAUAACGGAAGUCGUAACACAAUGAGAUGGUAUUUAGAAGACGAGAUCGCUCUGGCGAAUGAUCUCGUCUGGCGAGAAAAACAACAAUUGCGCAAAGAGAAAGGCGAUAAGGCGACGAUCACCGCAAAAAAGAAGUACAGAAGCAGAUUAAAGAAUUCGAUGAUCAUGAAGUGUCCGCGAUGGUACCAAGAACUUUCUUUGAACCAAAUGAAGAAUUUAGCGAACCUUGAAGAUGUAAUGCGCGCCGAUUACGAAAUGAUGACGACAAGCGGCACGCAAACGACACUUGCGGCUAUCGGUGUCACUUCGACAUUAUUCAGAUUGAAACCGGAUGUUAUAAAACAAUUGUACGAGUCGUGCGAUUGCAAUACCGUUGAUUUCUUGCGAGAGGUUUACAAGAUCUUAACGGGAAAUGAUCUCUUCGAGGAAGAAUAUAAAAAAUUUUAUGAUUGCAACGAGAGGAUAAUACUAUCGGGUAUCGCAUUGUUGACAUUGCCUGAAACGAUAAAGGAAUUGCAUAAAAGACUGCCGGCAAUAACUGCGCCGAAAUUGCCACCAAAACCAAAACCACCAACUUGUCCGACCAGACGGAAAAGCAGUUGUCCUUAUAAGGAAGAAUUAUUCAAGUGUCCCAAUUGGAUCGUUUAUCGAGACGCUUUGCAAAGAUGGGAGAAACAACGCCAACUACUUGCAAAAAUGAUUUCACCAUUCAAGGAAUACGAAAAGUACUGUGCUAAUAAUAAAAUAUCGCUGAUUAAACAACGAAGGGAAGAACUUCAUGAAAAAUUUCACAAGAUGUCAUCCAAAGUUGAUGAGAAAAUUAUAAAAAGUGAUGCGGAAGUACAACACGAAGAUGACAGUGUUUUACGAAAAGACAUUAUAGAAGCGAAAAACCCAACAACUUUCGAUGUUCUUUCUUCAUCAGAAGACGAUAAACAAUACAGUUACAUAAAUGAUGCAAUCGGUGGAAAGUCAGAAGUCAUGGAAUACAAAGUUGAUGACGCUCCGAAAUCAUCCAAAGAGAAAGAGAAGUCCUGGUUAGGCGAGAAAGAUACUCACUACGUGACAGCCGGUGUGUCCGAAGGUUUACCGAAUCAAAUAACUUACGAAAUCGCCGGAGUAGCCAAAGUAACGCCUAGUAACAGUGACGAGAGUUUUUUUGCUGCGCUGAAGCUCGAUAAACCUCAGACAGUCUUUCUCAAAGGCAGAGAGAAUCUGUCCAGGCGUUGGCAGGAGUGGCUGUUAAAUAUUGAUGAGGAGUACAGCCAGAUGGAGGAAAAAGCUGACGAGUUGAUUGAGAGCAUGCAGGCCAUUAAGAAGCUAGCAUUUCCUGGACCCGUGUGCGAUAGUUGCUGUCCAUGUCGACAAACCAGGAAAACUCGCGAAAAAUGGCGACAAACUAAAACGCCAUACCUGCUGAUCAACAAUGUGAUGCAGAAUGGAGAGAAAAAAUAUGUCCUAGGAUCGACGGUAAUGCACUCACCCGGACCAAGUCUAACAGGAUCGCCGAUCAAUUUACUGAAAACGGGUGCAUCGCGAGAUGAAAUGAGAUUUCGUAAUCUUCCACCUUUGCCAGUUAUAAACAUUCCACCUUGUGCGUGCGCCAUUCAGCAAAUGACCAAUAAGGACGCGAGCUCUUCCGCAAGUAAGGACGAUAUUUCUUGGACAAAAGACGAAGGAUUGUGUCCUGGGAAAAAAUACAGACCAUACGAAUCAGGCGCAUAUUCCUGCAAAACAUAUCCUGGCAACAAAUCCUGCAGACGUAAUCCUUUCAUAAAUGAAGUGAUGAGAAUGAGGAAGAAAAAACUUGAAAAGAAGGAAUUGAAAAAUAUCAAGUCGUCCGCCGGAGUUUUGAGUGACAUUCCCGCGAGCCCUGCAAAAGAAUUGCUGUCGACUGAUCAAUAUAAUUUAGAAAAAAAGAUUGAAACAGCCGAAAUGGCAGUUAGUCUCACAGGACAAUUGUGCCAAUGUAAUUACAAAAAGAAGAUCUCAGUGUACAAUGUGAGUGGUAUAGUGUUGAGGAAAAGCGAUGAAAGAACAGUUGACGAAACAAGAUUGGAAGAAGUGGACAGGAUCAUCGGCGGUGUCGUUUAUUUUACGCCACCCGUCAGUCCCCAAAGAAGUGACGAGCUUAUCGAAUCGCCAUACAACAUAUGUAUUGGCAAGAGGACAGGCAAAGUAUUGAAGAAAAAACGCAAGUUAUGUGGUUGUAAAAACGGGAGAGAUACCGAUCAAAAGAAAGACAUUGAAGAAGCUGGACGGAAGUUGAUGGAUGGCAAAUCGCCGGAGGAGAGAUGGAAGAUAGCGUUGGAAGAUGCAGCACUGAAGGAGUAUUUUACGCAGCGCAAAUACGUUCCUUGCUGGACGUCUUGUAAGAAAUUAAAUAAAAGUCUCAGAAACUCUAGAAAUCCUAGAUUGAUGAGUGAUGUGAAAGACAACUCGCAUCGUCAUUGGUCACCGACGAAUCCGAGUCCUUUGUCGAGAAAAGACGCUUUAGAGAAAGAAAAGAAACAAAAGGAGAAAAUCGGAAAUGAAAUCUUCAAGCUGAGUCACGAAAAUAGAAAUAAACAGAACGCGAUCUCUUCGAUGCAGCCCACUUACCAGGAAGCACACAACGAGAAGAAACAAUUGAUGAGAGUUGAAAAAGACCAAGAAUCAGGAAAAAGUCACACUAAUGUGAAGAACAAAAUGUUCAAAUUCAAACGUUUGAACAAAACGAUCAGUAACAAGAGGAAAUAUCAGGAAGAAGAUAAAAUUAUUGACAAAACAAAACAAUAUUCUAAAGAAAAUAUUGUCGAAAUUAAAUAUCGGCAAAAUACGUCACACAAACAAAUUACCGAUAAGGCGGGAGAGGAAAUAAAUAAUAGGAUAAGCCACCAGAUAAGUUACGAUAGUGAUAAAAAAUAUACAGAUAAGGAUCUUAUGGCAAUACUGAAGGCUGAACUAAAAGCAAUGGCCGCGGAAGGCUAUGUAUUUGCAAAGUUACCGAAGUGCUAUUUGCUGCCACAAUUUCGGGACUGGAUAGUGUAUAGGAAGGGUGUUGUUUUCUCAGAAACCGAUAAAGAAACAAUGAAGCACGCAGUCCGUGAUACUUGGGAGUUGAUGGAUACAACGGGAAUAACACAUGUGCCGAUCAUUAAAGCACCGUCACUGCAUAUGACGAAGCAUCAGCUGAGGCAACUGACUUAUGACCACUUUGAGAAGAUGAAAAGGAUGAUUGAGAAAAAAAGAGCGAUCUUUCAAAGUGAGGCGCGUAAAGCGCGCGUUUUUUACGCUCGUGUCAUGUGGAACACCAUGGAAGCUGGAAAAUUUUCUUCGUUGUCAUUCAAGAGAGCCUUUUUCACAUACAUGGCCGGUAAAGAGGCCGAUGGACUCGUUUACAAACCGUGGAUGAUUUUCGAAGUUCGCGCACGAGAUCCCUAUUUCUGCUGUUAGUAGCGGAAAUAAUAAAAUUCUUGGAUCUUUUAAUGCUAGCUUUUAAUAAUUCGUUCCGAUCGAAAACUGCAAAUCAUUCAGAUUCAAGUGGUAAAUCACUCUGUAUUUCUAAACUUAAACAAUUAUUUUAAAACAUUGCU